GAUAUCAACCCCGGCAAAUUGGAGAAUCUUUAUCAAGGAAAUCUCUACUAGGACGGAAUUACGGACGCAGUACGCUGUGCUGUUCGACUUGGAUCUGUCUCCUGAAAAAUGAGCAAGGACAUGGCUACUAAUUCUGCUGAGGUAGUCCACAGUGUGGAGGAUGAGGCUUACGAACCCCAAACUUAUAAUGAUGCUUUUCCUGCUUUAGAAACUUCCCGCGAUGUCUCGACAAUUCAAUCAAACAAUGCUUGGAAAUCUCAGACGGGAGCAUGGAAACACCCUUCCAUUCGUACAACUAAAUGUACCCAGGUGUUCUCUGUUCCUUUAGAAGAAAGACGAUUCAAGGAAAUGGAUGAUCGCUUAUUUGGAGAUGAAACUGAACAGACCAAGAUUUGUAAAGAUAUCAUGGCAAGAACAGGCGUUUCUAUUGAAAUAAGUAUGGCUAAAGAUCAAAGUUUAACAGUUGUUGUACAUGGUAAGAGUGAUGCUGUAAUGAAGGCACGUCGUGAAGUAAUGACAAGACUACAAACUCAGGCCAACUCUCUUGUAAGUAUUCCGAAAGAGCAUCAUCGUUAUAUUUUGGGUAAAAAUGGCAAAAAACUACAGGAAUUGGAAUUAUGUACGGCAACAAAAAUAACUGUUCCUAGACCUGAUGAUGAUGGUGAAAUGAUAAAGAUUGUUGGACCAAAAGAAGGGAUUGAUAAGGCAAAACAUGAAAUACAACUCAUCUCUGCUGAACAGGCUAAAUUAGGAUUUGAAAGGUUACAAAUAUUGAAGGUGUUCCAUCCGUUUGUUUGUGGACCUAACAACCAGAUUAUCAAGAAGUUAAUGGAUGAAACUAAUGCUAAGAUUAAUGUACCACCACCUAGUGUCAUGAAAGAUGAAAUUGUUGUGUCUGGUGAGAAGGAAGGUGUUAUGAAGUGUAAAGAUACCCUAAUGAAUAUAUAUGAAGAAAAGAGAAGAAAGUGUCAAACAGUUUCUGUUGAAGUUCGUAAAUCACAGCAUAAAUACAUCAUUGGACCACGAGCCUCUGGCUUACAUGAGAUUUUGGGUGCCACUGGUGUGUCUGUUGAAGUACCUCCCAGUGACAGCUCCUCGGAAACUAUUACUCUUCGUGGUGAACAAGAGAAGCUUGGACCAGCUUUAACCAUGGUUUAUUCUAAGGCUAAUAGUGUAGUGUUUGCUGAUGUUUUGGCUCCAUCUUGGUUACAUCGUUACGUUAUUGGUAGAAAAGGUGCACACAUCAAAAAAAUAUCUGAAGAUUUCCCAAAGGUGCAUAUAGAAUUUGUGGAAAAUCAAGAUAAGAUAACUAUAGAAGGACCUCCAGAAGAAGUUGAUGAUGCUGUUAAAGCUUUAAAUCAAUAUGUUGAUGACUUGAAAAGUAGAAUGACCUUUGCUGAAAUCACAGUUGACCAAAAGUUUCACAAACACAUCAUUGGAAAGGCUGGUUCCAACAUCACUAAAAUAAAGAACAGUACUGGAGUAUCUAUACAAAUACCAUCAGAUGAUGAAAAGUCUAAUGUUAUUAGAAUAGAAGGCAACCCAGAAGGCGUAGUAUCAGCUAAAGAACAAUUGAUGGAAAUGGCCACAAGAAUGGAAAAUGAAAAAAGUCGAGAUAUUGUCAUUGAACAAAGAUUUCACAAGACCAUCAUUGGCGCCAAGGGAGAGAAUAUUCGUGAAAUUCGUGAUAAAUUUAAUCAGGUUCAGAUUACAUUCCCUGAACCAGGUAAAAAAAGUUCAGUAGUGACAUUAAGAGGUCCCAAGAAUGAUGUUGAUAGAUGUUAUAAAUACCUUCAACACUAUCACACUGAAUUGUUGGAGAGUAACUACCAAGCAGAAGUACAUAUAUUCAAAGGCUUCCAUAAAAAUAUUAUCGGUAAAGGUGGUGCUAAUAUUAAAAAGAUUCGAGAUGAUACUGAUACUAAGAUUGAUUUACCAAGUGAAAACAGUGAAUCUGAUGUUAUUACAAUUACUGGUAAACGUAAAAAUGUUGAAGAUGCUAAAACACAAAUUGAAACUAUGCAGAAAGAAUUGGCCAAUAUCAAAGAAAUAACAGUAGAAAUUCCAUCCAAUUUACACAAUGCUAUUAUUGGAGCUAAAGGACGAUUGAUUCGAGCUAUAAUGGAAGAAUGUGGUGGUGUUAUCAUUCGAUUUCCACCUGAGGGCAGCAGUAGUAAUAAAGUUACUAUUCGUGGACCAAAAGAUGAUGUUGAAAAUGCACGGAAACAGCUUUUAGCCAUGGCUGAUGAAAAGCAACUAUCUGGUUUUACAGCUGAAGUUCAUGCUAAACCUCAAUAUCAUAAAUUUCUUAUUGGUCGUGGUGGAGCCAACAUCAGAAAGGUACGAGAAAAUUCUGGAGCUAGAAUUAUCUUCCCUAAUAAUAAUGAUAAAGAUCAAGAAACUAUUAGUAUUAUUGGUACUAAGGAAGCUGUUGCAGCCGCUCAAAAAGAACUGGAAGGUCUCAUCAAAAAUCUUGAUGAUAUUGCUGAAAGUGACAUGAAUGUAGAUAUGAAACAUCAUCGCCAUUUUGUAAGUCGUCGAGGUGAAGUAUUGAGACAGAUUGGUGAAGAAUUUGGUGGUGUCACUGUCAGUUUUCCUCGUAGUGGUGUUAAAAGUGAAAAAGUUGUUAUCAAAGGACCUAAAGAUUGUAUCGAAGGUGCUAAAAGCAAAAUUCGGGAAAUUGUCAAAGACUUGGAUGCACAAGUAACUGUUGAUUGCAUCAUUGCUCAAAAAUAUCAUCGAACUGUGAUGGGUUCUGGUGGACAAAAUGUGAAAAAUAUUUGUUCCAAAUUCAAUGUUGGUAUCAAAUUCCCAGACAAACCUAAUAGUCCAGAAAAAAUAUUGAAUGGCGAUUCUAGUGAAGAUCCAUUAGCUAAUGGUGACUCCAAUAAUCAUGAAGAUGAUGGGAAACCAUUGAAAGCUGAUGUUAUUGUAUUAACUGGUACACCAGAGAAUUGUCAAGCUGCAGAAGAAGCUCUUAAAGCUUUGGUACCAAUAAUUCAAGAAAUGAAUGUACCCUAUGACUAUCAUCGAUUUAUUAUUGGCCAUAAAGGAUAUGAUGUGAGAAAGAUGAUGCAAGAUUAUGAUGUAAAUAUCUCCAUUCCACCAGCUGAAGAAAAUAGUGAUACUAUCAAAGUGACUGGUCCACCAGCUAAUGUAGAGAAAGCUAUUGAAUGUAUUGGGGAGAAGGUUGUACAACUAGAUAGUCAAAAAGAGGAUAGAGCUUUAAGAAACUUUUCAUUAGAGUUAGAAGUUAAUCCAGCUUACCAUCCUAAGAUCAUUGGACGUCGUGGAUUAGUAAUUAGUCGUAUAAGACAAGAUCAUAAUGUUAAUAUACAAUUUCCUGAUCGAGGAGAUGAAGACCAAAGUCUCAUUAAAAUUGUUGGUUAUGAGAAAAAUGCUGAAGCUGCUAAAGAGGAUAUCUUGAAAAUUGUUGAGGAACUGGAUAGUAUGGUGACUGAACAAGUUACAUUAGAUCAUCGUAUACAUCCAAGAGUUAUUGGUGCUAAAGGUCGAGGAAUUCGUAAAAUUACUGAAGAUUUUAAAGUUGAAUUACGUUUUCCACGUGCUGAGGAUCCUGAUCCUGAUGUAGUGAUUAUAAGUGGACCUGAAGAAGGUGUAGCUGACUGUAAAGACCAUCUACUAAAUAUUCAGGAGGAAUUUUUACAAGAUGUUAUGGAUCAAGAAUACCUGGAAAACUUACAAAAACCAUCACGUCAUGAUGAGAAAACUAAACGUAGAGGUAACCAACAACAACCUGGAUUCAUGGUUAAAGAUGCGCCAUGGGAUAAGGCACCAGAUACGGCUAGUACUGAUGAAUUUCCUUCUUUUGGCGCUGUUAAUGCUCCUAAAGCAGCACAUGCCUGGGGACCAAGCAGAAAACGUUAAAUAAUUAGGUUUAUCAUUGGAAAUGGUAAUGGGAAUUUUUUAGAGUUCAUAUCGCUUUGUGACCUUGCCUGUCAUUUGUCUUACUUUUGUUUCAUUCCAAUGAAUGUCCAUUUAAUAUAUUUCUCAUGCUUUAAGAUUAAUUUCUGUAUAGCUGCGCCCUUAUUUGACAUGGGCCCCGCCAAUACCCUCUGAAAUAUCAAUUACAACUUUCAUACAGUAAAUCAUUUUUGUUAACCUUGAAAUAUAUUAAAUUUCAACUUUUGUAUGUCAGAAGGUACCCUGUAGUAUAGUAUAUUAUGUUUCUCAAUAAAUGCACGUUUAUUUAACACAUAUUUCCAGGAAAGGGUAGUCUUUGUUAAUAUUGCAUUUAUUUGUCAAUAUAUUCUAUGCCAUAAUUUGUUUAUACCAUUAAUAGUUUUAUGGAAAUAAUUAAUCUAUUACCACUUAAAUUAACUGCUGAAUUGUUGUGUUGAUUUCAUAUUUAUUUGUCUUAAAUAAGGCUUAUUAGUCUAAUCUGUAGGGAUUAUUAUUGUCAGCAAAGAAUAUAGUGCAAUCCCAAAAACACCACUGCGAUUGUCAUCUAAAUUUAAAUUUUAAAUUUACAGCGAAAUAGUUCUAAAAUGAAAUGUCUUAAAAGUAUUUUUUGUAUGAAUGUGCCUUUUAAUCUAUAGAAUGACUUAAACUCCAUUGUGUUAUUAACCAAAGAUUUCAUUUUUACUUCAGUGUAUUCGGCUGAAAAAGAAAGCUGUAUUUUCCGAUAAAUCCGGUUUAUUUUGAAUUACACAAAUGAAAUAUUAUUUCUAAUCACAUUAAUGAAAUAAACAUUAAUUCAAUGAAUUGUAAUUAAGAGUUGUUAAUUGUUUAAAAUUUUUAUUUGUUUUAGUUUAUUUUCUUGUAGCUGUAGGGUUAUUCUUUGUGACUCCCUUUAAAUAAUUAACUUUUUAGUUCCUGAAGUCCAUUGUUCUACCCUAGUCACCAAGGCUUAAUGAUCUUGUUUUGAAAACUUUACAAUUAUUACAAAAUGUUAAGAACAUUUACACUUAAGGUAUAGGGAAAUAAAUGUUCUUCAUAUCAGCUGAUAAUUAUUUGGUUUCCUUUGUUUAGCUUUGCCUGUUAUAAGUUAUAAUAUAUAUUGGAUUAGGUAAAUAUAGUUUAUCAUAUUGUACAUAAUAUUUUAUCACCCAUCUUUCAAGCAGCUCUAUAAACUGAAAUAAUUUAUCUGGUGAAACUAUAAUUUAUAUUGGUUGUGCUUGAAAAGUGGGAUGUUUUCCUUGAAAUAACCCCAUAUAUAAAUUGUCAUCACUAACCUUCAAAUUAAUAUAUGCAAUGAUUCUGUUACAUAUAAAAUUGGGUCAGAAUUAGACUAUAUAUCUGUAAAACCAUUUCAUUACAUCAAUAAAACCUGUUAAUUUUUCAACAUAAUUCUGAUCCAAUUUACAUGAGUGAUUGUUAUUUGUGAAUCCAUUCCAUGCCAUUAUAUCAUGCAUUUUACUUGAUUUAUGAGUUAAUGUCUCUUGACCCUAUAUAUAUUAUGAUGUAUUUUAAAUCGCAAAGACCAUCCUUUCCAAAUUUCUCUCUUCUCUGAUUUCCAACGAUACAGGAGUAUAUAAUUUGGCAAUCAAUUGUAAGUAAUUCUCUGACUUACUUUAUAACCCACCAAAUUCUAAAGUUUUAAUUAUCAAGUGUGUUCAUCAGAGAAAAGAUAUUAUUUGGAUGUUUACCAUCAAUCAAAUCCUAUCUUAUUAAUGGCAUUGGUUCACAUUCUAUAUUAUAAAGUAUAAAAAAAAAGGAAAAAAAAAAAAGAAAUAUUUGAAAGUGCAAAUGUACCAAGACCAAAUGUCAGUAAAAUGCAAAUAAUAAACUGUGUUUUUAUUUC
Lottia gigantea (owl limpet) is the source of this 5764-nucleotide messenger RNA. RefSeq lists its product as hypothetical. Bases 109 to 3888 code for a protein of 1259 amino acids. NCBI's taxonomy places the organism in Eukaryota, Metazoa, Mollusca, Gastropoda, Lottiidae. The transcript has 24 exons. Gene Ontology annotation, cellular component: nucleus; cytoplasm. Gene Ontology annotation, molecular function: mRNA binding. The record is from RefSeq and is a predicted model, not a curated record.